UGAUUUGGAAACGAAAAUAAACAAUAAAAAAACAUUAUCGGGAAAGAAGAGGAAAACAAGUGAAAGUUGUGUAGACAACUGAAAGCAGCUAGCUAGAUCUAGAUCUAAAAUGUAAUAACACUAACAGAAUAAAAAAAGAAAGUUAAUGGGCAAGUAUCAGUGCAUUGAGUGUGGAGCAGAAGUUGAAAGCUUGUUUCAUGAUUACAAUACAGAUGUUAUAAAAAUCCACCACUGUGAUGCAUGUCACUCGGUGGCAGAUAAAUACAUUGAAUAUGAGCCAGUCAUCAUCAUACUUGAUGCUUUGCUGCUCCAGCCUCAGGCCUACAGACAUUUACUGAUCAACACGUCUUUCAAUUCACACUGGAGGCUGGCUUUAAUAUUAUGGAUCUGUGAUGCAUUUACCAAACUCAUACUUGAGCGAAGUGAAAUAACAGGCCAGCAAUUCACUACAAAUUUUGAAUAUAUUAACUACGCUUUUUUAGGAAUGGAACUGUAUUCUAAUUAUAUCAUUGCUGCUGUUGAAUUAUUUGUUCUUAUUGGAGCUGUGCUUGUUAUAUAUGGAACAAGAGAUUUGUUUCAAAAUAAAACCAUAAAACCUUUCAGCACUUCUUUAUUAAUGAAAGCAGUCAUUUGUGCAAGUUUUGGAAGAGUAUUGGCCAUUCCAGCUCUAUUGUGGGGAGACGUGUACAGACAUUUAUAUAUGAUUCUAUGCCAAGUGUUUGUUUUUUUGUCAACGAUGCAAGCAUUAAAAGGUUUCAGAUCAGUAAUCCUAUAUCUGAGAUGAACCGCGUAGUGGUUUCCAGAUCAGACAGUUCUCCGAAUAGUCUUUGGAGAGACUUGUUCAGGUCUCUUGAUUUAGUAUGCAUCAUUGAAGGACAUGGUCAGCAUUCUCUGGUGAUGCUCCACAAGGGCAGGUUUCGAUCGUCCCGACAUUAAACUUCCGGAACAUAUAUUGUCUGAUUUAGUGAGCAAGCUUUUUUUUUUGUGGAAACUAAACAAGUAUAAUCACUAGUCAAUGUUGACUGACUGUAAUUUGACAGAAGUCACACACAGGGGUAACAACUAGUAAGAUAGUUUCACAGUUCCGAAACAUUAUGCAUGAGUGUAAAAAGGAAAAUACUGCACAUUAAGUACAACUGUAUAUUUGUGGGGAUAUUGUGAAAUAAAAAAACAACAGCAAUUAAAAAAAACAAUGUAAAAUUGUUUUCAAAAACUGCUAACUCUUGUUGUAAUUGUUCAACGUGGAGUAUGGAAAAAAAAAGAAAGAAUGAAUAUAAUACAGUGUAAAUAUGAGUUAAAAGACAUUCUACACAGUUAGCUAGCGGCCCGCCAUUCCCAAACCUUUUUUAAUGCGGCCCUCAAUACAAAAAGGUUGCCCACCCCUGCUUUAGAAUAAAAAGAUAGCUUCUAAAAUACUCAUUUUCACUGGUAGGCUUAAUACACUAAGUUAUCUGCACUUUCAUUUCAAAAUGUCCAUAAGAAAUAAUCUAAAAAAAAAUUGAAUACAUAAUAAACAAUAGAUAUUUGUGAAGCUGAUGACUGAAUGAUACAUAAAUACAUUUUUUUUUAUCCCAUCCCUAUCCCGCCACUUUCCAACCAAAAAAAUUCUUGUUGUGCUCAUGUAUAAAUCUACUCAGAGUAUAUACAAUUAUAGUUAGGUGAUAUAGAUCCAGACUUGAUAACAUUAAAUGACAGUAGUGUAUACUAGAAUACUGGAUCUAGUUAGAGAUAUGGUAUAGAAGAUUCUAGUUUGCUGAUAUAGAUCUAGGCCUAGAAAGAUAAAAACACAGUAGUCUGGACUGAUUUUUUUUUACAUAAGACCAUAAUUAUCUUGAAUGCCCAUUUUUUAAAAUUAUUUUAAAAUAUAUGCUGAAAUUUCCAAAGAAUUUGCAAACUAAUCAGAGGAAUUGUAAAAAAAAAAAAAAGAAAAGCUUUACACUAUUAUAAUACACAUCUAGUUUUCACUAAAAAAAAAAGUGACUAUCCUUGACUCUUGCUCUAAAUAAGACACAAUGAGCUCUUCUUAAAUGAAAGUUUAAAAAACUGCAGUUUGCAUCCUAACACAUCCUACUGCAUUAGGUAUCUACUGCAAACAACUCAUCGUACUGCACUAUUGAGUCAACAUUAAUGUCAGCAGAGGUUUGAAAUCUAAUUUAAAAAGAAGAAAAUUGUGUAUUGGUCUGGCUUUAGGUUAUUAAUAAAAAAAAAAUCAACAACACAACUUGACUUUUAGUAUUGCUUAGAUAAUUUAAUAGGUGUAGCUCAGGAUAGAAUUAAUCAGGAGUUGGGAUGUCUAGGAAUUCUAACAGAAGAGUUUAGUAUUUAGUAUUAAAAUGCAUUAUUGCUUAGCCAAUGGGUAAACGCUAGAUGAAAAUAGUGUCAAAUUUAUUUUGUUUAUUAAGGGAUGAAAUAACCAAGUGCUGAAAAGUAAAAAGUCUUGUGCUAACCAUUUUUCAAGCUCUUGACGUUACUCAGGGAGAAAUAAAUAAAUCUACCUCAAAAAGUUCUACUUUGUCACUUAUGUUUCCUACCUUGGCUUGAUGACUUUUUUCCCAGGGAAAACACUUUCACAUCACCAUUUCCAAUUGCAACUUUAAAAUUGAACACAGAAACAUAUAUGAGUGUGGUUAAAUGGUGCCUGAGCGGUAGAGUGUCCUGGGUUCAAAUCCUGGUGUAAACUGUGAUUUUCAAAUUUAGGAACUUAAUUUUUUUUUUUACUAAAUGCUCUUAAAAAAUGUGUGUUCUUUGGACCGCUGUUGCCUCAAGCUUAAUUAUGUUAAACAUAUUUAAUGUAUUAAUUUUAUCAUCUUAAAGAAUAGAAGUAUUUUAGAAGAUAUCCUUAUGGGAUAUAGUAAUAAUGUCUUGGGCAUUUCACAGAUGCCCAAGUCAAUUAAGUGUCAUAUUUUUAACCAAAUUAUGGCUGGGAUGUCUUGCGAAGCUUUUCAAUCAGUAAAAUCAUUGCUUACUUUAAAAAAUAUUCCUUUAAAAUGAAAUAUUUUUCACUAAUUGAUACUUAAUUGAUCGGCUUAUCACUCAAUAUAUGAUAAAACUAUUGACAAUUUCAUUAUGAGCUGAUUUACAUUCUACCUUUUUGACUGACUAGAUUUGGAUAUUGCUAUUGUAUAAUUUUAGAAUCAUUUCUGCAAUGCCCAUUUCUAACAAUAUUGUAUGGAAUGUUUUUAUUGUUGAU
Messenger RNA from Biomphalaria glabrata, 3190 nucleotides. RefSeq names its product protein ARV1-like. The transcript is spliced from 6 exons. The record is from RefSeq and is a predicted model, not a curated record. Gene Ontology annotation, biological process: intracellular sterol transport; sphingolipid metabolic process; regulation of plasma membrane sterol distribution. Bases 146 to 784 code for a protein of 212 amino acids. NCBI's taxonomy places the organism in Eukaryota, Metazoa, Mollusca, Gastropoda, Planorbidae. Gene Ontology annotation, cellular component: cortical endoplasmic reticulum; Golgi apparatus.